Molecule: messenger RNA, 1422 nt
Organism: Plasmopara halstedii
Lineage: Eukaryota; Oomycota; Peronosporomycetes; Peronosporales; Peronosporaceae
Exons: 1
Coding region: 1-1422 (473 amino acids)
Source: RefSeq, a predicted model, not a curated record
AUGGCAUUGCCGUGCGAAUUUUACCGCAAUAUUUGGGGUUUCACUGAGGAUGAGGAUGCAGCGCUUCGACGACGCGCUCGAUCGACAAAGUUUAGCUCUUGCCCACCCUCAGCAACAUCUCGCAAAUUUAAAAAAAGAGUGGCAACAGGUCAUCUUGUCGACAUUGCACAAGUGGCUCAUGUAGUCACGACCAUGUCAGACUUUCGCUCUGAUUACGGGGAAGACACAAAAAGGGUUCGGCUUGUCAAUAUUUGGGAUGACCGUAGUCUCGCAUUAGGUCUUGAGGCCAAUUCUAACCAUUCCGUAAGUAGCUUUGGACAAUGUCCUUCGACUGCUGACACAGAGCCUGAAAAAAUGAUGUCACCUAUCUGCAGUCGCGCAGACCGGAUCACUGAACUCAGUUGUGAAGACAGUGAAGAGGAAAACAAUAGCUUUGUGUCCUCCAUGAAGAAUCGACACCGACCAGGUGAACUCAAGCGAACAAAAACACCUGAAGUAAUUUUUCCAAGUCUUAAGAAAAAUGCUAAAGGGGACCAGUUGACCCGAAAGGAGCUUAAUUUGAAAAAUGUGCCAGUUUCUCCUCCUUCCUCGCAUAAUGGCAGUCUUAUUUUCAGUGCCAUCUUUUCGAAUCAACGCGAUUGGAGCUGGAGCGCGAAAUUCCUUCUUGGAAUUCAUGAACCCAUUCGUCAUGCUCUUUUCGUCAUGGAUCGAUUUCUAGAACAAUCUCAGAGUCAAUCAAAACCUGUGGCUUCACACACGCUGGCUCUCGAGUCGCAUGUGGCUGAAUUCUUUCUCUGGUUCAAAACGUUCUUCGUCGAGUAUUUGCUAUGUCAACAUGAGGUCAAAGCCGCUGUGUUACUGCCAAUGCUAAACUUGACUGCACCUACGAAGCAGCAGAUUUUGGAUGUGUACCACAAUAUCAAGCUGAUGCUGGCACAAAUUCAGCAACUUGAACGUGCAUUAUGUGUCAGCGGUGCUUGCAGUGCUUCAUCGUGGCUUCUUCGACUUCAAGUGUUGCAAAGCGAAAUACGACAGCUCAAUCGCACGCUGCAUUCUGCAUUGAAUCGGGAAGAGACGACAUUGAACGCAGCUAUGAGUGAUGCAUUCACGGAACGCACUUUUCGAAGCCACAUCAUGCCUCGAAUUUUUCGUGCCAUUCGAGCAAAACGCGUGGUCGUGCCGUGGAUUGUCGAACGCAGCAAGAUUUGGGGUGGAGAAACAGAACAUCGCAGUAUCCAAAGCAUGCUGCCCUUUUCAGCAAAGUUCAUGUAUUGCAAAGUGUGGCGACCUUAUUUUAUAAGCAAUGUGGCGGUGGCUAUGAAGAAUCUAAACCAAUUUGACAGCUCAUCAGACUCAAACAGUAGUGCCAGUAGUGGCUCGACAUCUAGCGAACGCAAUGGGGAAAUAUGCUCCGUUAUGUGA